UCUUGUACAUUCCCUGCCAUUGAGUCGCGAAGAAGCGGAAUUUCGUGUGCUAAAAGAGAGUGAUUAUUCUUCGAAUGGCAUCGAGAAAAAGUUCAAAAAUGCCUUGCAUGUGCCUAUAAAGUCGUGGCAAGUGGAACGACAAUCGAUUUUAUUUGUGAAUAAUGGUGCACAAUUUGUACACUCGGGUGAAAUUUUGCAUCGAAUCGAAGUGAAAAAGUGCCUCAAAGUUUUUCCUUGUGCCCCCCCCCCUCCCUUCGUCUGAAUAUAGAAGAAAAAAUUGGAGUGUUUCACACACACCCCGCUCACCCAUCAUCAGUCAGUCAGUCGAAGAAGAGUGUAGUGCGCCUCUUCUCACGCCAUACACAUUUCCCCUCUUUUUUCCUUGUGGUGCUGUAUCGUCAUCAUCAUCAUCGUCAUUAGUGGCAGCAGCACCGUGUAUCAUCGGAACACAGUGUUUGGAAUAACAACAACAGCAGCACCAAAAGUGAACCGACUGAAGCCUACACAGCUAGCUAGACUGCAAGCCAGCCAGCCAGCAGAAAGCAAAGAAGCACGGAGGAGGACGGGAACGACGGAAGGUGUAUUUCGACCGGGACGAAAACGAGGAGCGCAGCGCAGAAAAGAGAACCCCCGACAUCGGAUCGUCAUCAUCAUCGCCGCCGCCGCCGUGGUCGUCACAGUCGUCCGUGCCUUUGGGACCACCACCGGAGGAGCUGCUGCUGGAUGCACUCACACAGUCACGCGAACGUGUUUUUUCUGUGUGUGAAGAAGCGGUCAUACCCGUUGCUUUUCGGGCUACACAUCUCGACAGAUUUGGUGGACCAUCGUUCAACUUCCGAAUCGAAGUGAAGGAAUUCAUGGGACAAAGUUGCCGCUUGGAAAGGUCACGGUACCGAUAGAGAAGAAGUAGAAGUGGUGACGAGGAAAGAUGUAAUUGUUUUCGCCACGGUGUGAAGUGCGUUGAGAGGCGAGAGACCCCUGUCGAAGAAUUUCGGAAGCAAGAAAAAGAAAAGGGGGAAUCGAUUGCCGAAACAAGUGAGAAAAGAGUGUGUGAAAUAAAAUGAAACUAGUGUAUCGGGAUCGAUUUUCCUACUGCUGCUACGACAACGACGGCGACGAUCAACUGCUGCUAGGCUGCCGUUGUGAGAAUGCUGCUGUUGCCAUCCAGGAACGUUGGUUGUCAUCUGCUACCACUAAGGCAACUUCCUGUUCCUGCUGUUGCUGGCAGAGUCCACAGACACACUGCCCCGAGGAAAUUCGAGACUGUCUGCAGUGCUGCCCAUCAAGGUAUACCCAGGAAUGUGAGUUGUUGGUUCUUGUGGGAUCCUCAAGUGCUUCGAUUACCCACGGUGAGUGCUGCAACGUCAACAGUUCGCAGUGUGACCGUCAGCAGUAACAGCAACAACACAAACCAAUCGGAAUCAUCGUACUGCCAACUUCAAAAUCAAGAAUCUAGCAACAACAGCAGCAGCAGCGUUCUCGAUUCCACAAGCGUCCCGGCGGUGCUACAGGUGAACUACCACCACCCACCCAGAAGAAAUCCUCUGGUCAAUUAAAUUACUAAAACCUCACCGUAAGAAGGCAAAAACUGACCACCCAAAAGCAGCGCAGUGUUGUUGUAUCGGAAGGAAAAAAAGUGCAUAAAAAAUUGUGUAUAGUUCUUUUUUUUUCGAGUACAUGUUCAUUAAAAGAAAAGCAAAAUAGUUUAUUACCCCCUGCUGCCGUGUGCAUUGGAACGAGAGCAAGAGACUCGUCGGCGAAAAAGAAGAAAACGAAGACGGAGAAAGACUCCACCGUGAAAGCGAAGUACAGAAGAAGAAAACCCCAAGUGAAAAAUUACAAGAAACAAAGUGUCAGAAGCAAAAUAUAAGCGCAAGAGACGACGUACGUGAGAGAUAGCCCCGAACGAAGAAGAACCAGAAGCAGACGCAAAAGUAGCAGAAGAAGACGCCGAGAAGCAAACCUCUCUUCAUUCAUAAGCAAUGAAUAGGAAUAUAGUAAAAUUCUAUGCAAUACUAUUCAUCAUGCUGUCAUCAGUUGUGUUAAUCACAGACUGCUGUUCGAGCAGAUCCAUGCCAAAAUCGCGCCCGCGGCCCGUAUCACACUUUCGUGGUGUCAUCACGACCUCGUCGGCAAAGAUUACGACCACCAAUGGCAAUGGGGACUCGACAACAUUCACCCUGAUAACCACGAAGACAACGUCGACGAUCAGCGAAGCCCAGUCGGAAACGACCUCCACGGUAACGGAUCCCCGUAGUGGACCCGGACCUGGAGGUGGCAGCGGUAGCCCCGGCGGGACGAGCAGUAAUGCCGGUAACAGCAAGGACCAGUUGAUGCGGAUGGGCAAGUGCUCACUGCUCUUCGAGGAAAACUACUGCCUGAACGGUGGCAAGUGCUACAACUUUACGAUCGCAAACUCGACGAUGCCAACGUGCGAAUGUGCCGACGGAUUCAUGGGUGAACGGUGCGAGUCAAAGUACUUAGAUGGGACUUACCUAAGCAUGCGUAAGUCCAAGAUUCACAUCGAAACCGCCAGCAUCUACUAUGGCGCGUUUUUGGCACUAAUAGUGGUGCUAGUAUUGCUAUACUUCCUGCAUUGCUUCCAGUCAUCGUCCUCCUCGGCAGGAGGCAGCAAACUGCUGAAGAAGAGCAAAAAGGUGAUGGCUCCUCUGCCCUAAGCGCCUAAGCACACUCUCCGAUUAUUGGAAAGUACUUACACCGAGCCAGGUCGUAUUAUUUCGUUGUAUUGUUCAUGUUGGUUAGGCUAGUAGAAGUAGGAAGGUUGAUUCCGAGAACGACGGUAAAUUACGGACAAAUUUAGACAGCUUUCUUUUGUAUGUAUUUAUAUGGUCCCCUCCGGGCGAGGGGCUGAAUUAUAAAUAGUUCUGUACAAAGCGGAACGCUCGAACCACCAGACUCAGACAUAGAUUGGAUCCAAUCUGAAAGCAGCUCCAUUCGAGCCGUUCGAAGUGAUAUCGGUAUAGGCCAGUGUUUUUUGCAUGCAGAUGUGCAUUGCAUGGGAAUGAUAGAAACGAAGGGAAUCACCUCGAAUAUCGAAUUGCGAUACAUUUCGGAUUGAGAUACUCAACACACACACACACGGCUAGAGACAGAAUGAAACCAGAUAGAGAGAUAGACAGGAGAGAACGCGAUUAUUAUUCGAUUUAUAAAUUUGCUCCAUCAGAUAUUAUUCCCCUCCCAAGUGUAAAAAUUAGCUGCUUAAGUGCGAUAGUGUGUAAGAAAAAGUAUCGUUCGUUUUCUAGGGUUAGGAAAAGUAAGUUAGUUAGAGAUAAGAACAAAAGCAUCACGAAUCCGACUAUAGCCAAGAGAGCAACAAACAAUAACAGAUUAAAAACCGAUAACCAGUCGAAAUUUCAUUCCCAAACCACAUACGACUCAACAAACUGCAAUAGUUCCAUCCUUCAUUCCCGCCAAAACACAGAACAAACAAUAGAUUAAUUACAGUAGGGUAUUUUUUUCUUUCUUUCUUCACUCAUCAAACUAAUGAGCCAAAGAGUACGUUUUAGUACUUUUAGAAUUUGUAAGUUGCAGCUUAUAUUUUUGUUUUUUUUUUCUUGUGCGCAAUACAGAUAUUAUAUAAUAGUAUUUCUCACAUUAUGUAGAAUAAAAAUCAUCGAGAAUGUCCAAUCAAUGGAUUGUCACAUACGUCACACUAUCAUACACAUACACACACACACACGCGCGCGGAGCACUCUGUAAGAUAAUACAUUGUGGUCAAAAUGGUAGUACCUUCCCGUACCAGAUGGCGAGGAAGGUCACCGAUUAACAAUAUCGAAUCAGUAUUAUAGAACCUAUUGGGCGAUCAAUCGCCGCGACACUCACAAACCACCCUCAUCAUCCUACUCCUUUUUUUUCUCGUUUGUUCGAUUUAUCAACAUCAGCAUUUAUUCCGCUUGCUUGCAACGGCAGUAACCGAUGCAGAUAUUGAAGUUGGCGCAUUAGGGUGACAAUGAAUAAGUUUUUGAACCCGGCUAUAUACACUAUGUUCAUUGCCUCGAAAGAAGACCAAUCGGGCAGGAUUUGGGGUGGCGAAAAAUCGUCAAAAUUUGAACUUUUAUCAUCUGACUAAUCUUUUAAAGUGAGGAGUAUAUGAAAUUUAGGAAAUCAAGCUCAAAUUUUGCAUAGGAUCUUUUUGCUAAGCAAUGAACAUUUUGUGUAUGGUCGGUUUGAAAAAUUCGAUGGUCACUUUUUUACCAUACAUUUCGUUGGCACCCUAAUGCACAUUCGCGUCGUUAGAAAUGUUUGAUUUCAUUCUAGCCUUACACAUGUUGUUUUUUUUUUUUUAAUUUGUUGAUUUUGAACGAACACUGAAUUAAUUCAGCUUUAAUAAAUGCAAUUUUAAGGACAUGGUUGUUGAAACCAAUGCUAACGAUAGAGCACUGACAGUUUUAUUUAUGAACCGCUCCUGCAAGCCAACGAAUACAGAGUAUUAGUAGGACUAUCUGUCACAAAGACUGACCAAUCUCACGCUUUAUCAUACAAACGGCAAGAGACAGACACUAUAUCGCCAUCUACCGGUUAUAGGUAAAAGCUCCGAACGAAUUCGAUAGCAAAGAAGCCAAAAUCUAAUUAAUGGUUUGCGAUGGUUUCACUGAAAACGAAACUAACCUUCAGAGAGUGAGUCACUUUUACUCAAUUAGUAAAAGUGACUCACUUUCUGAGUAAGAUUCGUUUUCAGUGUUUACCUUAUUUUGUCGCUUGUUUUCUGGCAGAGUUGCCAGUCUUUUUGAUUUACUAUCUUCGGUAUUCGUCAGAUUACUAAAAAUCACUUUUGAUAGUCAACUUUUGGAUUAGGCAUUCAGACUUUCAAACUCAAGAGUUGACAUUCAAAACGAAAGUACACAUUAAUCGUUAGUGGUUAGUCGAGAAUGUUGUACCUAAAAUGGUAAUAGGGUAAGGUAUGAUAAGAUGGGUCAAUUAGUACAUUUAUUAAUUUAUUUGUUUAUCAAUAUCAACAGGUUCAGUGCAACCCCAAUGGUGUUUUGCUUUUAUAAACCUGUUUUAAUGCUACAUUGAGUAUGUUGAUGUUGUCAAAAAAUCAAAUAGAUGACCCAUCGUAAAUUGUAACCUAAUUGAUCCACCUUACUCUAUUAUUUUUCUUUGGUUAACCUGUUUGUCUAAUACCACAGAUUGUUGUAGUAUGGUUGCGGAAGGUAGGUACUUUGGAAAAAUCUAGAUCAGCUUUUCUCAACUGUCGCUAAAAUUGGGACUACGCCCAAAUUCCGAAAUAAAGCAUUUUUGAUCAAUUUUUCAUUAGCAACCAAUAAUAGCCAUUUGUAUUAUCCGGAUAAUGCAUUGUCCUAAGGAAAAUUGAAGAACAAGGGACUUCCCAUCUGCAAUCUCAUUACAACACCUAAUUUCAGAAGUCAAAUACUACAUGUUAACCGUUGCCACAAAUAGUUAUCCCUAAUCGAUCAAUACUCACUUAAAAAAGCUGUCGUCCUUUCGGAAAUCCGAGAAAGAAUAAUGCAAAUUUCUGCACGCGAAGAAAUUAUUUGGUUCCUAUCAACUGAUAUGUUGAAUUUAUUUAUGUAACGAAAAUUUUGCAUCACAUUUAUUACGAGAAAAUAACUUCCCACACACGAGAUGGAAGAACUCUCUAAAAGCAACUAACAUUCCACCCUUUAUAUAUGUAUGCUUAUAAUUAUUAUGUAUUUAACAAAAGAAAGGUCUACUUAUAUUAUUGCUAUUACCCUUAUAAAUGUAAGAAAAUACUUCGUACGGACCCCUGGUUCUCACAUUAGACAAUAAGCAACUGUCACGAAAAUUUGAGAACCACGGCGUAAAAGUGACUCAAUUAUACAACUACACACAACUUACACGUAUACAUACAUACACACACACAUACUGCAUAUAUUCUUACAACAGAAGAUAACACGCUUCAAGCCUUAUUCGAAAGUGAAAAUCAAAUCAAAACAUUAAAUCCUAACACUACGCGUUGCCUUUUCUCAUAUUGAAGUAAAAUAAAAUAUACACUAUUUUCUAUCAACGCGGCACCAACAUUUCAAAAGGGCGAAACUGCGCUGGUGAACAUUUUCAAUUGAAGUCACUGAGGUUCGCCCAUUUGAAAUAUUGCUGCUGAACGACAACAAACCACGACGAUUAUUAUACACUUUUGGAGUGAACUCUUCCGCCCCAAGCAAAACAAUAGCAUGUUUCUUGUAAAAAGUUUGUCCACUAAGAAGAACCCUCUAGGUAGAGAAAAAAAGGUACGGAAAGAAAAAUCAGAAUUCAAUGUUGUUUAUUUUAGCUUUUAUAGCUCGUUUAUUAUAUUGCAACGAGUAACACUAUUUAAUGAAAAUGGUAGAAACCAAUCUUACUACUAAACAUAAUAACAAUUUGCUUACUACGAAAACAAACGAAAUAGCACUCACUGGCAGCAUUUUUUUUUCUCACACGUAUAAACCGAGCAAACACACGGACUCAUACUUGUACACUCACUUAAAAUGUUAUUUGUUGAUUUUUUAUGGCGGAAAAAAAUGGUACACAAAAGGAAAGGGAAAGAAACAUGUUACGUGGAAACUAAAAAAGAAAAUACGGCAAAGACUGAUGUAUAUGUCUUAAUCUAUUUAAAGAAAAAAGAAAACAAGAGAAGUAACUAAAACUACAUUUUUACUAUACACAUUUUCUAGAAUCUCAGUGACAAGAAACACUAAACAACGAAGAUCUUUUUUUUUUCCUAAAGAAACAAAAAUCUGAAGAUAAAAACAGGAAGCGACAAUAACACUUUUAACCUGUUCUAAUUAAGAUAUCCAGUAGAGGGAAUCAAAAACAAAACCAACUUAAUAAAGCUACAAAAGGCAAAAUAAAAAAAAAAUAAAAAAAAUAAAGAAGGUGAAAAUCAAAGUGUCUACACGAUCAAUAAUUAUUAUUUAAAAAUAUUAAAACAUUAAAAAUUA
This is a messenger RNA of Ochlerotatus camptorhynchus, 6920 nucleotides long. Its product is annotated as protein spitz-like. Gene Ontology annotation, molecular function: epidermal growth factor receptor binding; receptor ligand activity. NCBI's taxonomy places the organism in Eukaryota, Metazoa, Arthropoda, Insecta, Diptera, Culicidae. The transcript has 4 exons. Bases 1983 to 2678 code for a protein of 231 amino acids. Gene Ontology annotation, biological process: epidermal growth factor receptor signaling pathway. The record is from RefSeq and is a predicted model, not a curated record.